This is a messenger RNA of Cucumis melo (muskmelon), 2822 nucleotides long. Its product is annotated as G-type lectin S-receptor-like serine/threonine-protein kinase At2g19130. The record is from RefSeq and is a predicted model, not a curated record. Lineage: Eukaryota; Viridiplantae; Streptophyta; Magnoliopsida; Cucurbitales; Cucurbitaceae. Gene Ontology annotation, biological process: protein phosphorylation; recognition of pollen. The transcript has a single exon. Bases 160 to 2646 code for a protein of 828 amino acids. Gene Ontology annotation, molecular function: ATP binding; protein serine/threonine kinase activity.
AUCAUUUGAACAUUUGAACGAGUCAGUUGAAGUCAUUGGUGGGAACAUUGACUUUUCUUCAGAUUAAACGCGUGGAAAACUUGACGCCAUUGUCAUUUCAUCAAAACCUUCUCUGUUUUUUUCUAUCUCUUUCUCUCUCUGCAAAUUCCCUCUGCAGCUAUGGAAACCAGAGAUGCUUUGUGGUUCAUACUUUAUGUGUUCUUCCUCAUAUUUUUCCAACCAUCCAUGGCAAUAGAUACCAUCUCACUGAAUGAUUCCAUCUCUGGAGACAAAACCAUUGUUUCUUCUAAAGAAAAUUUCAAACUUGGUUUCUUCACUCCAGGUAAAUCUUCAUCUUCUUCAUCCAAGUAUUACAUAGGCAUUUGGUAUAACAAAAUCUCUGUUCAAACAGUAGUUUGGGUUGCUAACAGAGAUACACCCAUUUCAGAUCCAUCAGUUUCUUUCUUGAAAUUUCAAAAUGGUAACUUAGUACUCUUAAAUGAGUCUAGGUUCCCUGUUUGGUCCACUAAUAUAAGUUCUAAACCACCCUUUGGAUCUUUACAAGCUACCAUUCAGGAUGAUGGGAAUUUUGUUUUGAAAGAUGGGUCUAUUACUAAUUCAUCAAAACCCUUAUGGCAAAGUUUUGAUUUUCCUACUGAUACUUGGCUUCCUGGAAGUAAGCUUGGAAGAAAUGAAAUUACUAAACAAACCCAACAUUUAACUUCAUGGAAGAACCCUGAAGAUCCUGGAUCUGGUCAUUUCUCUCUUGAACUUGAUCCUAAUGGAACCAGUGCUUAUUUAAUUAUGUGGAAUAGAACUAGAGAGUAUUGGAGUAGUGGACCUUGGGUUGCUAAUAUGUUUAGUUUGGUUCCUGAGAUGAGGCUUAAUUAUAUAUAUAAUUUCAGCUUUGUGGAAACUGAUACUGAAAGCUAUUUCACAUAUUCAAUGUAUAACUCUUCAGUUAUAUCGAGGUUUGUGAUGGAUGUGUCGGGACAGGCUAAGCAAUUCACUUGGUUGGAGAGUUCUAAGAAUUGGAAUUUGUUUUGGGGUCAACCAAGGCAACAAUGUGAAGUUUAUGCUCUUUGUGGAGCAUUUGGGAGAUGUAUUGAGAAUACCUCACCUAUAUGUAGUUGUGUUGAAGGGUUUGAGCCAAACUCUAAUCUUGAAUGGGAUUUGAAAGAGUAUUCCGGUGGGUGCCGACGAAAAACGAAAUUGAAAUGCGAGAAUCCAGUUUCCAAUGGCGAUAGGGAUAGAUUUUUGUUGAUGCCUUAUAUGAAGUUACCUGAUCUUUCAGAGUCUGUGCCAGUUGGAAAUGGUGGAGAUUGUGAAUCAUCAUGUUUACAUAAUUGUUCUUGUGUUGCUUACUCUUAUCAGAAUGGUCAGUGUGCAACUUGGAGUGGUGAUCUCUUGGAUUUACGGCAACUGUCACAAAACGAUCCGAGUGCGAGACCGUUGUAUCUUAAGCUUGCAGCUUCUGAAUUCUCAAGUAGGAAGAAGAAUACAGGAGUGAUUAUUGGUGUUGCUGUUGGCGCAGCUGUUGGUUUAGUCAUUGUGUUGGCUGUUUUAACUUUUAUUCUUUUGAGAAGGAGAAGAAUUGUAGGAAAAGGAAAAACAGUGGAAGGUUCAUUGGUGGCUUUUGAAUAUAGAGAUUUGCUAAAUGCAACAAAGAACUUUUCACAUAAACUUGGAGGAGGAGGGUUUGGUUCUGUCUUUAAAGGGUCUUUGUCCGAUUCCACGAUCGUGGCGGUGAAGAAACUCGAGAGUGUUAGCCAAGGAGAGAAGCAAUUCAGGACAGAAGUCAGCACAAUUGGGACAAUACAACAUGUUAACUUGAUUCGACUUCGAGGAUUUUGUUCCGAAGGUAGUAAAAAAUUGUUGGUCUAUGAUUACAUGCCAAAUGGUUCAUUAGAUUCUCAUAUUUUCCACAACCAGAAUCCUAAUAAUGUCUUGGAAUGGAAAACAAGAUACCAAAUUGCUCUUGGGACUGCAAGAGGGUUGGCUUAUCUUCACGAGAAGUGUCGUGAAUGCAUCGUACACUGCGACAUCAAGCCCGAAAACAUACUUUUGGAUGAUCAAUUUUGUCCUAAAGUAGCUGACUUUGGCUUGGCCAAACUCUUUGGACGAGAGUUCAGCAGAGUCCUAACAACCAUGAGAGGCACGCGAGGCUAUCUAGCGCCGGAGUGGAUUUCAGGGGUCGCAAUAACAGCAAAAGCUGAUGUUUUUAGUUACGGGAUGAUGCUUUUCGAGUUCGUAUCGGGAAGACGAAACUCAGAGCAAUCUGAAGAUGGAACAAUCAAGUUUUUUCCAAGUGUGGUUGGAAAAGUAAUAACCGAAGAAGGUGAUAUCCUUGGUUUGUUGGACCCGAAACUACAAGGAAAUGCUGAUGUAAAAGAGGUAACAAAGAUUUGUAGAGUAGCCUGUUGGUGCAUCCAAGAUGAAGAAGUUCAAAGACCAUCAAUGAGUAAUAUUGUCCAAAUUCUUGAAGGUGUUUUGGAAGUUAACAAACCGCCAUUGCCAAGAUCUCUACUUGCGUUUAGCGACAGCCAAGAGCAUCUAGUCUUCUUCACUGAAUCCUCAUCCUCAUCCUCUUCAAACCAAAAUUCGAAGACGAACUCAUCGACUCCGUCAUCUCAGACCAAAAGCAGCACAUCUACAACAAACUCCUAGUCUUGAAGAUUUUUGCUGAAUUCCAAGACUUUGCUCUCUUUUCAUCCAAUUCAGUAUAUAUUCUCUCUUUGCUCUAAAAUAAAAGGCUAACUUUAUUAAUCUUCAUUUGCACUUUCUCUACAAUAUCCAUGUAAUAAAUGUUCUAAAGUUUCUUUUUAAAAUCAUUUUCAACAAAA